UUUUCCUUUUUUUCUCCCCUCACUAAAAACUUUCUGUCCUGUGAGGGUCUCAGAUAGUUUCUGUGAAGCAGUGAUGGACUGACAGUGUGGAUUAAUUAAAGGCUUCGUCAUGGAAACAGUCAGGAAUCAAAAGGCUGUUCUGGUCGUCAUUUAAUCCACCUCACCACAGAUAUUUCGCUGCAGGUUUAAGGCACGUUUGCUCCACAGCUGACUGGCAGAAAUGAUAUUCCGUCUGUCUGUUUUAGCUGUCUUCAGUCUGUUUGUGUGUCAGUGUGAUGGCGGCUGUGCAGAGGUGGACUCUCUGACUGAAGCUGUGGCCGGAGAAGGAUUCCUGCUGGGCUGCAUCUCCUGUAAGAAGAGAGAGGAGGUUUCAGGCCGAGCCACCGUCGACUGGCACUUCAGACCGCUGGGCGAAGAAGACUUCAUUCAUAUUUUCCACUACGACCACCCGACUGCCGACAUCCUCCAUGACGAUUUCGGCGGCCGUCUGGAGUGGCAGGGAACCCAAAGCAAUGACAUUCAGACCGGUGCUGUUUACAUGCACAAUGUCACCUUCAACGACACCGGGACGUACCGCUGCACCUUCCACCGGACGCUCUUCCUGUCGCUGGCCAAUGAGCACGUCACCGUGGAGAAGGAGGUGGAGCUGACGGUGGUGGCUGUAGCCAAUCGGGAGCUGACUGCUGUGAUCGCAGAGAUCAUGAUGUACGUGCUGAUCAUGUUUCUGCAGCUGUGGCUCAUUGUGGUUCUGGUCUACUGCUACAGGAAGGUUUGGGAUGAGCAUGAAGCCCGGGAGGCUCGUAAAGCUCUCAAGGCUCAGGCAGAACUGUUAGAAUCAAAAGACAACUGUGACGGGGUGCAGCUGGAGUAACAUAAGUGGUGAAAAAAAUCUUCUCUGCAGGAGUCGCGCUUCGUUGCUGCUACAGGAUUUUAAAGUCAGCCAAUUUGAAUACCUUAGUGGGAGACAGCAGAUUUUUGUUUAAAUACAGGUGAAUCUGAGCAUCUGUGGCUUUUUAUUUUAAAAAGGCCUUCAUGUAUUAUUAGCGACUUGCAAAAUAUCAGCUAUGACAGCCACAAUUACCAGAAAGUGAUGCUUUUACUUUUUGUGCAGUAUUUGCCUCCAUUUAAACAACACAAAGGAGAUAUAAAGAAAUGCUGCACCGACAAACUAACCACACAGUUAGCUUAUUAUUUUAGCAUUUGCUGACAUGGAAACAUUUACUGGGAAAUUGAAAUAAAACAAAUUAAAAAAGUGGGGGAAAAAAACACCUAAUUAAUCAGAAUGCCUCAGCUGUCAUUUCUGUAGGAUGUACAGUUAGGGUUAUCAUCUUUCUAUUAAUUUUCCCCAAAUCUAAAAUCAAAAGCCACAAAUGAGGCGUCAAAGUGAUUAACUUUGAGAAAGUCUUUGUCAAGCCACAGCAGUUCUUCAGUUUUGUAGAUAUGAGCUUUUAUCUCGAAAUGACUUGUGAGUAGUUUCAUUCUACACUCAGCAUCAGCAGGACGUCUUAACUUACUAAAGCUAACAUUCAAAAACACUUGGUUCUCCUCGAUCUGCACUGGAAAAAAAAAUCAAAUGACUGCUGCUGAAGUGACAUUUGUAUUAUAUGUAUUCUACACAAAACAAUUUUUAAAUAAAGUCAAUGCAUGACGUUGGAUCUUAGCAAUAGAUUUGCUGAAUUUGUGUCCAGAAUUACAGAGUUUGAACGUAAAAGAACAAAUACAACUAAAAAGAAUUACCUUAAAGUUACGAAAAAGGUUAAAUUGACAGCGUGAGCCUGAAGCUUUAUAGAAAGACCUGCAUAUUUAGAAACAAAUAAAUAUUGUCAUUUAACUUUUUUGUGUGUAAUUUAAGAAAGCAUAAAAAAAAAACAUUUAAAUUUAACUUACUGCAUUAUUGGCAUGAAAAUUUUACUGAUUUAUAUCUACGUUUUCUGAAAACAGAAAACUACUGUAAAAUUCAGAUAUUUUUUACAGUGUACUUCAUGUCUGGUCAAGUUUGUAAAUGAGCUUUAAUAAAGUUGGUGUUUUUGUUAUUGCCUGUUGGAUUUACUAGUCUACAAAUGAAGUGUAAUGUGCAUUUUAACAAUGUCACUAUAAAACUGAAGCACAAAAUACAGCAGCUUCAGGAAGUAUUCAGAUAACUUCACUUUUUGGAAUCUAAAUUUCAGAAUCCAGAAAAUAAACAAACAGAAAGAUGCGCUGGAUUUUUAACUUCCUGACGGUUCUUGGAUUAACGGCGUGUUACAUUCUGGUGGAAAUUCAAACAAAUCUAACUUUAAAAUUGUGAUAUUUGAUCAAAAAUCUCUUUAUUCUGUGUCACAUCUUAAAAAAUUGUUAAAAAAAGAAGUGUACCGUGUG
This is a messenger RNA of Acanthochromis polyacanthus (spiny chromis), 2358 nucleotides long. RefSeq lists its product as uncharacterized. Gene Ontology annotation, molecular function: sodium channel regulator activity. The coding region runs from base 221 to 871 and encodes 216 amino acids. NCBI's taxonomy places the organism in Eukaryota, Metazoa, Chordata, Actinopteri, Pomacentridae. The transcript is spliced from 6 exons. The record is from RefSeq and is a predicted model, not a curated record. Gene Ontology annotation, biological process: sodium ion transport; cardiac muscle cell action potential involved in contraction; regulation of heart rate by cardiac conduction. Gene Ontology annotation, cellular component: voltage-gated sodium channel complex.